GGUGGGAUCUUUGUUAGCCAGUUAGCCCUGCUAGCUGCUAGUCAGUUACCUCAGGUUAGAGUUAGCGUUAGGGUUAGUGUUGGGGUUAGCGCUUCGCUCAGCCCGGUGGUUGGGUUUAGUUGCGGGUGUGUAGUUUUUGUGAUAAUACAUAUUUUUGUGAUAUUACUUAUCCCACCUUGGUUGGGACUGAAGAUGAGUUUAGCCCGUUACAGAGAGCAACGGAAGACUGCGGGGAACCGCAUGUCCAAACUCUUAGAUGCGGAGGAAGAGGACGACUUCUAUAAAACCACUUACGGAGGCUUCAACGACGAAUCGGGGGAUGAUGAGUACCGUGGUGAUCACUCAGACACUGAAGAUGAGGUGGACAGCGAUUUUGACAUUGAUGAGGGUGAUGAGCCAGACAGCGACCAGGAGGAGGACAUACCACGUCGGAAGAGUCGUGUAGUGACCAAAGCGUACAAGGAGCCUGUAAAGGCAGUAAAGCCCAAAGCAAAGCGUCCCUCUGAAGAGCCCAAGAGAAUGGAGAGACCCAGAGCAGAGAAACGCAACCACCAAGACCUGCAGGACACUGCAGAAGUUCGUAAGUCUGUGCGGAAGUCCACCAGUGAACAUACGAGGAAGACAUACGAGCGUUUGCAGGAGCGGCAGCAGGAGGCGCCACGCCGGAGGAGAGCACACAACGAUCGACCCCUCUCUCAGGAAGAGCUGCUAACUGAGGCGCGGCUCACAGCCCAGAGCAACCUGCAGUCACUGGAGAAUUACGAGCGUCUUGAGGCUGAUAAGAAGAAGCACGUGCAGAAGAAGAGGAGGUUUGAAGGGCCCACGAUCCGCUACCAGUCCGUCCUCACACCGCUGAUCUCCGAGCCCCUGCUCAAAGAGGAGAACGUGGAUGUAGAGGGGCUGGAUCAGGACACGCCCCAGACAGCGUCCUCAUCCUGUGUGGGGGUGACACUGGGGGUAGGGUCUCUGUGCUCUCGCACCUUCAUUACUUUCAGCGACGAUGAUGCAUUUGAAUCUGCUUUCCCCCGAUUGGCCAGCACUGGUCAUAGCCUUCCUGUUCAGGAAGUGUGUCCUGUAACCCAUAAGCCCGCCCUGUACCGAGACCCCGUAACGGACAUCCCGUAUGCUGAUGCACGUGCCUUCCGCAUCAUCCGUGAGGCCUACCGCAAAUAUGUAGCAGCUCAUGGCUUUCCCAACUCCACGGGCAGCGUCAGCGGGGUCAGUGACCCUGCUGGGCCAGCAGGGGGCAGCACAGCGGCUGCAAAGAGCCUCCGACCAAAGGGACUCCUCAGACAGGGUCUGGUGGCCAUGUAGGUACAUGCACACACAUGCGUAUUUUAAGUAUGUGUGAGAGUUUGCUCAAUAUGUGCUUCUUGAAAUGAAUGCAUGAGAAUCGUUAAACAUGUUACUUUUCCACAAAUGUUCCUGAUGAGAACCAGGCUGAAGGCUGUGCUGUAUUUAGCAUCUGCCUUUGGAAUGUUUCAUACUGCUCAUGGUUUAGUUUUGUUUUGUAUCUUUUCUUAUACUGUGUGUCACACUCUCAGUAGUUGGUGCUUCAGCUAAACUGCCCGUUUGGCAAUAAACACUUUCUUUAUGUGUUUGG
Electrophorus electricus (electric eel) is the source of this 1603-nucleotide messenger RNA. RefSeq names its product vacuolar protein sorting 72 homolog a (gene vps72a). The record is from RefSeq and is a predicted model, not a curated record. Gene Ontology annotation, cellular component: nucleus. NCBI's taxonomy places the organism in Eukaryota, Metazoa, Chordata, Actinopteri, Gymnotiformes, Gymnotidae.